This is a messenger RNA of Anguilla rostrata (American eel), 3337 nucleotides long. RefSeq names its product lysine-specific demethylase RSBN1L-like. Lineage: Eukaryota; Metazoa; Chordata; Actinopteri; Anguilliformes; Anguillidae. Gene Ontology annotation, cellular component: nucleus. Bases 64 to 2571 code for a protein of 835 amino acids. The record is from RefSeq and is a predicted model, not a curated record. The transcript is spliced from 8 exons.
CUUCUCUGCCUCUUACACAAACAGCAGUCGCGGACGGGGAGAGUAAAUAGAGAAAGCCCCAAGAUGGCGGAGUCAGUGAGCUUCAUUCACUUCGCAGCAGCGGAUAAAAGCCCGCUCCCAAAACCCAAGGAACCCAAAGGAACGUCGGAGAGCCGACCGCAGUCUUCCCGGGACCACCAUCCUCCACCACCCAAGAAAGUCCGAAACGAGGAGAAGAGCCUUAAACCCAAGAAACUGAAUGGAGAAGGCGGAGGAGGCGGCGCAGUGGAGAAGCAGCACCAGAAGCAGAGUUAUGGCAGCCCGACAACAUGGGGCUUCGGUCCCAUUAAGGCGAACAACCCCGCAGCGCCAGUUCAGGCACCUCUCCACAAGGUCUUCAAGCAAAGCGAUUUCCUUGCCUCCCCCUCGAAGUAUAAAAAACCCAAGGAGAAACGAGAAAAGGAAAAGAAGAAACACAAACCACCUCCUACAAGUAACGUUAACAGCCUUAUCAGUUCUGGGCUGAAGAAGGAAAAUGGGGAUGUGAAGUUGGUGCAGAAAGACCACAACAGCAAGGACAAGGAGAAGAAAAAGGAGAAGGAGAAGGACAAAGAGAAAGAGAAGGACAAAGAAAAGGAGAAGGAAAGGGAGAAGAAGAAACACAAAGUGAUGAAUGAAAUUAAGAGGGAAAAUGGAGAGGUGAAAUUGCUCCAGAAAGUUGAGAAGGAGAAGCCAAAAAUGACCCUGGAAGAGCUGCAGAUCCGAAAGGUGAAGAAGAAAAAGAAAAAGAAACACAAAGAGGGGGAGAAACGCAAGCGGCCCAAGAUGUACAGCAAGUCCAGCCAGACGGACCUGCUGGGCCCGGCGCUGAAACCUCCCCCGCUCUUCCACCAGGGCGGCGCCCCCGCCCCCUCCCCCUCCAAGGAGCCCAAGAGGUGCAGCCCCCACCACGGCAAGUCCCCCGAGGGCGGCGGUGCUGGCGGCGGCGGGGGCGGGGGGCUUCCCUUCGCCCACCCCAGGCCGGCGCGCGUCCAGCCCCCUCCGCCCGGGCUGGACAGCCUGGAGUUUGGCCGGUUCAUCCACGUGGAGCAGCAGCCCAACGGAGGGGCGCUGGUGGCGCACGCCUACUGCAAGGAGCUCUCGCAGCUGUCCCCCGCCGAGAUGCAGAGGUUCGCCCAGGAGUUCGUCACGCUGGCCUUCAGCGAGGACGAGGUCAACGCCGCCCACUACGUGAUGGGCAUCGUCCACGGCGCGGCCGGCUACCUCCCGGACUUCCUGGACUACUUCUCCUUCAAAUUUCCCAACUCCCCCGUCAAGAUGGAGAUCUUGGGGAAGAAGGACAUCGAGACGACUACUAUGUCAAACUUCCAUGCUCAGGUAAAGAGAACCUACUCCCAUGGGACGUACAGAGCGGGAGCCAUGCGGCAGAUCAGCCUGGUGGGAGCCGUGGAUGAAGAGGUCGGCGAUUACUUCCCAGAGUUCCUCAGCAUGCUGGAGGACUCGCCCUUUCUGGAGCGCACCCUUCCCUGGGGCACCUUCUCCAGCCUGAAGCUGAAGAGCCCCAUGGAGAGCGACGAUGGCCCCAUCCUGUGGGUGCGCCCGGGAGAGCAGAUGAUCCCCGUCACGGACAUGCCAAAGUCUCCCUUCAAAAGGAAAAGGUCUACCAAUGAAAUUAAAAACCUGCAGUACCUACCUCGGGCCAGCGAACCCCGUGAGAUGCUAUUUGAGGACCGGACGCGGGCCCACGCCGACCACAUCGGCCAGGGCUUCGAGCGGCAGACCACUGCGGCCGUGGGGGUGCUAAAGGCAGUGCACUGCGGAGAAUGUGGAGAUCCCCCUCGGAUAACCAAAGAUGUGAUCUGCUUUCACGCCGGAGACUUCUCGGAGGUGGUGCAGAGGCUACAGCUGGACCUGUAUGAGCCGCCCCUGUCCCAGUGCGUGCAGUGGGUGGACGACGCCAAGCUGAACCAGCUGCGGCGGGAAGGAAUCCGCUACGCCCGCAUCCAGCUGUACGACAACGACAUCUACUACAUCCCGCGCAACGUGGUGCACCAGUUCAAGACCGUGUCGUCCGUCUGCAGCCUGGCCUGGCACAUCCGCUUGAGACAGUACCACCAGGAGGAGGCGGAGGAGGACCCCGGGACCGCCCCGUCGCCAUCGACGACGGCGGCGGCGUCCGUCAAGCAGGAACCCGAAGACCACCCGGAUCCAACCGCCCCCGCUCCCGUUCCCGUGCCGACCCCCGCGGAACCCCACGCCCCCCGAGACACUCCCAUCCCCCUCCCCCUCCCGGAAAUCAAAGGGGAACCCGGAGCCGCGCCCCCGGAGCAGGGCUCCGCGCCCCCCCCGGCCCCCGCCCUCCCGCAGGAGAGCAGGCCCAAACCGCACCACCACCACCACCCGGAAUGUCCAACCACUCCAGCCAAGCCUGGCGCCGGGCCGGCCGACACCCGGACACAGGCCCCGCUGCCCCAGGGCGAGAGAGCGAAGGACACGCUGUACCCAAAGGCCCCGGUCGCCCCCCAGGACACUCGGCCGCCCCACCCAAUAAAGCCCCCCCUGCAUGAGCAGCACAAAGACUUUUUAUACUGAUUUGUACAUACUGUUUUUAAAUGGCUUUUUGUUCUUUUUUUGUUUUUGUUUUUACGAUAUAUAUAUAUAUAUAUAUAUAUAUAUAUAUAUAUAUAUAUAUAUAUAUAUAUAUAUAUAAAAGAAAAAAAGUGUGAUGUACUAUAUGGAUAAUGUAAGCUCUGUGGGGCAAGCUUGCGGCUUGCGCUCUACUCUGUUACCGAAUGAAUACAUAGCAAAUGUAGCUUGUAACAUUCCUCAGUGCCUGUCCGUAACUGUGAAUUAUCAAAGCACUUAGGGCCAGCUGCACUGUUACCCUGCAGGUUUGAAAUAAACAGGUCCUUAAAUAAUAUAUUUUUAAGUUGUAGGUUAUAGAUGUAUUAGAGCUGACAUGAACAUAUAUAUUUUUUGUAAGAUGAGACAGAAUUCUUUUAAUGACUCCGGGCUUUUUCCAUAGAGCUUAUUUAUAUCAAUUUUUUUUUUGUUCCAUUUUAAAUGUCAGCACUGUAGUGUAAAUAACUUUUUUUUUUAAACUUGUAGUGUGAUUUAUACUUAAAUAAGAACCUCUUAAUAAAGGUUCACGAUAUUGGAACGUCGUUGUUUAAACAAGGGCUACACUGAACAAUCAAGUACUUACAGUAAGACCGCGAGGCUCACGGAAAGGUAGGUCCCCUGGCCUGAGGAAGCUCUUCCAUGAUCAUGACAGAAAGCAAAUGGUUACUCUGUGUAGAACUACGACAACUAUGUUUGAAGAUAAAUGAUGAAUUAAAGGCAUAGGAUCAACACAGAA